Messenger RNA from Octopus bimaculoides (California two-spot octopus), 537 nucleotides. RefSeq lists its product as uncharacterized. NCBI's taxonomy places the organism in Eukaryota, Metazoa, Mollusca, Cephalopoda, Octopoda, Octopodidae. The record is from RefSeq and is a predicted model, not a curated record.
AUGAUAUGGUGGGGGGAGGGAUAUAUCUUGGAAAUCCAAGCCAACGGAUUAGUGGAGCGAUUUCACUGCCGCCUGAAGGAAUCACUGACAACCAGAGUUAACGGGCCAAAUUGGAUCGACCAAUUCCCAUGGGUGAUGCUGGGAAUCCGCACUGCUCCAAAAGAAAAUCUCAACACUUCCUCUGCGGAAAUGGUGUACGGUGAUCCUCUUACAGUGCCAGGAGAGUUCCUUCCGAAUACGAAGUCAGACCCGGAUGUCAAAAGGUACCUCGCUCAACUAAGAGACAGCAUGGACCAGUUGCGCCCUGUUCCCAUGUUAACACACGGUACACCCAGACCUUCCGUAUCAAAUUAUCCCCGCACGGUUGACUUUGUGUUCGUUCGACGUGACACACGGCGAAGACUCCUCCAGUCACCCUACGAUGGUCAUACAUAUCAAGUCAUACAUCUGGGAGAUAAAACAUUCCAACUCCUAAUUGGCGGACGACAAGACACAGUCUCCAUCGAUAGAUUGAAAACCAGCCCAUCUCGACAUUGA